CUGACAGAAGGUCUCGCAGCUCCAGAGGCCGGAGAUACUGACCUCGCCUUUUCUUCAGUCUCCCAAAUGGUUGUCCAGGUCAAAUCCAGCGCCCACCACAGCAGCAAAACGAUGGAGGGAAGCCAGCAGAAGGUCGAGGCGAAUAUUUUGCUCCUGGGAGCUGAGAACGUCGGGAAGUCCGCGCUGACGGUGCGUUUUCUCACGCGGAGGUUCAUCGGAGAAUACGGCGACAUGGAAUCUGUUUACAGCCACAGCGACCGAAUCGACGGGCGAGAGAUCUGCUUUAACAUCUGGGAUUCGCUGUAUCCGCAGAACUGCGCCACGCCGGGCUACGUCAGCGAGGAGCAGCUGCAGUGGGCGGACGGCUUCAUCCUGGUCUACAGCAUCUGCGACCGCGCCAGCUUCCAGGUGGUGCGCCAGCUGGUGCAGCGGAUCCGGCAGGCCCGCAAGGGGGCGGAGCGGGCCGCGCCCGUGGUCGUCGUGGGCAACAAGCGGGACCUGCAGCACCGCCGCGCCGUGUCCGGCGAGGAGGGCCGGCUGCUGGCGCUGGCGGCGGACUGCGGCUUCUUCGAGAUCUCCGCGGCCGAGGCCUACCACGGCGUGCUGGCCGUCUUCCACGCCCUGCUGGAGCUGAUCCGCCGGGCGCGCGCCCUGAAGAAGGGGGCGGGGCUCAGGGGCAUCGUGCGGAGCGUGUCGGCCGUGUUCGGGCGGAGGAGGACCGAGUGAGCGGAUUAGAGGAGGAGGUCCCCCUUUUCCUUUGGACAGCCUGGGCUUGCGGAAAGAAUCCGGGAAGACGCCAGGCUGGCUGUGCUGCUCCGAGAUCCGGAUCCGUCCGUCCUGGGCUGCUGGCUGGACCAGAUUGCCCAGGGGGGGCGGGAGGGCCUUCCUCAUGGCCAGGCCACGCCCCUUCCUCUUCCUGUUCUCCGGCUGUGGGUGCGAGAGACACGGCCCAGACAGAAUCGCGGGGGGCGGCGGCAGGGUUUGGCGAGGUGCCCGAGCUACUGCCCUCGCCCAGUAGGGGGCGAGAGAGACGCGGGGGAGAGGGGCGAUCGCUCUGGCGUGCGCUGUGGGCAGGUGGAAGGGAUCUGAAGGCUGCAGUCUGGCCCUGCCGAUCCAGUCCUCUCCGGUGGAUGAAAGCAUCGUUUUCAGCUCUUUGCUGGGCCCGUGUGGCGCUGUUAGGUCCAGCUUCCGGAACAGGCCACCGGGCCAAGACGGCUCCGCACCCCACUGCCGGUUCCCCUGGUCAGGGAGCGAGGCGCCUCUGACUCCGCAGAGAGCGAGCUCUCUCUGCACACUUGUACAAAGGAAAUAAUUUAUAUGCUGGCAGAACAUUUUGGUAAACAUUUUUUUUAACCUUCAGAAAAAUGUCUUUUUUUUUUUGUAUGAUGUCGCAAAUAAAGAAUAUUCGAAAAAGUG
This is a messenger RNA of Lepisosteus oculatus (spotted gar), 1416 nucleotides long. Its product is annotated as ras-related and estrogen-regulated growth inhibitor-like protein. Lineage: Eukaryota; Metazoa; Chordata; Actinopteri; Semionotiformes; Lepisosteidae. Gene Ontology annotation, molecular function: GTPase activity; GTP binding. The record is from RefSeq and is a predicted model, not a curated record.